GUAAAAGACUUCACAGACUUCACCCCGCAUCCUCCCUCACCCAGCUUUUCUCAUCUCUCUCUCUCUCUCUCUCUCUCUCUCUCUCUCUCUUUUAGAAUCCCUCCUUCUGUCUCUCUCCCUCUCGCUCCCUGCGUCUGCAACUUUUCUGAUUUUAUGGACAAAGGAUGGGGUCUCACCCUUGACUCCGACUCCCUCGGCAGCUUCCUCCUCAACAAGAACAACAAAAACAAGCUAUCCCACGAUAGGAUGUUCCCCGGUAUUCAGUUUCCGGUGCCUCUUGACCGUAGGGAGGAGCAGACAACUCCACCGCCGUCCGAUGAGAACCGGUUUUUCGUCGACGAGGUUGACUUCUUUGCGGAUAAGAGUAGGUCAGGUUUUCAGAAAGACGAUGUUGAUGAUUCCAAAGCCAUUGUCAAGAAGGAGAAUUUUCAUGGUGAAGCGGCUCCCAGGCGGCCUGAUUUGGAUGUCAACACUGGGUUGCACCUUCUGACCGCUAAUACUGGAAGUGAUCAAUCAACGGUGGAUGAUGGGAUUUCAUCAGACACUGAAGACAAGAGAGCAAAGACUGAGCUGGCACAGUUGCAAAUAGAGCUCCAACGUAUGAAUUCGGAAAACCAAAGGCUGAGAGACAUGCUUGGUCAAGUAAGCAACAAUUACAGUACCCUACAGAUGCAUCUUGUGGCAAUAAUGCAACAGCAACAGAAGCAUCAAGCCGAUAGCAGACAAGGGCAGGAGGUUGUUGAAGGUAAAUCUGAAGAGACAAAACAGGAUGUUGGAGGUGUAGUUGUGCCUAGACAGUUUAUGGAUCUAGGCCCUGGAGCCAUAGCUGAGAUAACCGAGGUAUCUCAGUCUUCAUCGGAAGACCGAACCAUUUCUGGAUCGCCUAGGAACAUUAACACCGGUAAGAGUGAGAUUGUCUCAUUUGAUAAAGAUCAGGAUGGCAAAAAGGUUGGUAGGGAAGAGAGCCCGGAGUCCGAUACACAAGGUUGGGUUCCAAAUAAGGUUCCCAAAUUGAAUGCGUCCAAGGCAAUUGACCACCAAUCCACAGAAGCUACGAUGAGGAAAGCCCGUGUCUCAGUUCGUGCACGAUCAGAAGCUCCUAUGAUCACGGAUGGCUGCCAAUGGCGAAAAUACGGACAAAAGAUGGCGAAAGGAAACCCAUGUCCCCGGGCGUAUUAUCGCUGUACUAUGGCGGUUGGCUGUCCUGUCCGCAAACAAGUUCAACGCUGUGCUGAGGACCGAACGAUUUUAAUAACCACUUAUGAAGGAAACCAUAAUCAUCCGCUUCCACCAGCAGCAAUGGCCAUGGCAUCAACCACAACGGCCGCUGCCACCAUGUUGCUAUCGGGAUCCAUGUCGAGCGCAGAUGGGUUGAUGAAUCCAAAUUUGUUGGCAAGAGCUAUUCUCCCUUGCUCAUCGAGCAUGGCGACGAUCUCAGCUUCAGCGCCAUUUCCUACUGUGACGCUGGACCUUACGCACUCCCCCAACCCGUUGCAGUUUCAAAGAUCCCCUUCCCAGUUUCCGGUUCAUUUCCAAGGCCAACAUCAGACCUUUGGGUCAGUGCCAACCCCACCACUGACUCAGGUUCUUGGUCAAGCACUCUACAACCAAUCGAAAUUCGCCGGCCUUCAGCUUUCCCAAGAAAUGGGAGCUUCCCAAUUAUCCCACGCCCAAAACCAAGCAGCAGUACCCCAACUACCGACGUUGCACCAAACUCAACCGCCUUCUUUGGCUGACACGGUGAGUGCUGCCACCGCCGCUAUCACCGCUGACCCAAACUUCACCGCAGCUCUUGCUGCGGCCAUCUCAUCUAUCAUAGGCGGAGCUCAUCCGAACAAUAACGCCGCCACCAACAACAAUAGCAACAGUGCCAACAUGACAACAAACACGAACAGCAACAAAAUCAGCAGCUUUCGUGGGAAUUAGAAGUUGUUGAUCUGAUAAUUUUCUUCGUCCUUAAUUGUUAAUUAUUUUCUCCUUGUCAAGUUUUUCUUCCUUUUUUUGGGCGGGAUGAGAAUGUGAUUACAUGUUCAUAUUUUUUUUUUUGUCCAAGUUGGGGGAGGGGUUAGAACACGAGUUCUCAUUGUUUCUAGCAAAUUGUUUCAUUCUGAAUAAUUUUAUUCAACUUUCUCGAUCGUAAAUAUACGGAAGAAGAAAAAAAGUUUGUUCCUUAAA
Messenger RNA from Carya illinoinensis, 2175 nucleotides. RefSeq names its product probable WRKY transcription factor 31. Gene Ontology annotation, biological process: regulation of DNA-templated transcription. The transcript is spliced from 6 exons. The coding region runs from base 154 to 1926 and encodes 590 amino acids. The record is from RefSeq and is a predicted model, not a curated record. Gene Ontology annotation, molecular function: sequence-specific DNA binding; DNA-binding transcription factor activity. Lineage: Eukaryota; Viridiplantae; Streptophyta; Magnoliopsida; Fagales; Juglandaceae.